Molecule: messenger RNA, 4124 nt
Organism: Malaya genurostris
Lineage: Eukaryota; Metazoa; Arthropoda; Insecta; Diptera; Culicidae
Product: zinc finger protein 208-like
Exons: 5
Coding region: 420-3665 (1081 amino acids)
Source: RefSeq, a predicted model, not a curated record
CACUGGUCUGUAGUAACUUAUGAUGUGAUUAAUUUUUGGAUAUUUUUGUGCGGAGGAAAGAAUUGUUAUCUGUUCUUUGGAAAUUCGACGUUGGAUUUUAGAUGAAAACUAUCGGACAAUACAGCCCAAGUAGCGGUGCCAUCAAUCUGCAACAUCUCAAGUGAGGAAGAAUAAUAGAAGGAAGGAGAAAACAUCACACGGUUUCGUACCUGGAAUAACAUUACGGCAAGAUAAAUGAGUCCCAACCAGGUACGGGAUGUCAUCAAAGAACUAUAGAAGAAAAACAGCGAAGUAGCUCAGUAGCAUCUUCCAUCACAACAAACGAUAUUCCAGAUCAAAAUAAACACCUGAUUUGUACAGAACAAAAGUUAGUAAUAGUUGCAGGAUAAAUUAUAAUUUGAAGGGGAGCUUAACCAAAUAUGUCCGUCGAUACCGGAGGAAAGCCGUUCGAAAGUGAUGUACGUGACAAUGGAAUUCGAAAUACUGAAAAGGAUUGCCAGCUCAAUGUUCAUACCGUCAAACGAUUGUACAAAUGCACUGAAUGCGGAAAAGAUUUCAACUUUCAAAUAAAUCUUGAUCGGCAUAUGUACGUUCACACUGGUAAGAGUCCGUUCAAAUGCACUGUAUGCGGAAAAUGCGUUGUUACCAGCAGUACUCUAAGCGCACACAUGUCUACACAUACAGGCGAUUAUGAACAUGUGUGUGAUGUAUGUGGCAAAGGAUUUGUGCACAGAUCGCGUUUGGAUUACCACAAAAACAGUCAUAACGUCAAACGAUUGUACAAAUGCACUGAAUGCGGAAAAGAUUUCAAGUCUCAAAUAAAUCUUAAUCAGCAUAUGUAUCUUCACACUGGCAAGAGUCCGUUCAAAUGCAGUGUAUGCGGAAAAUGCUUUGUUUCCAAAUAUAUCCUAAGCACACACAUGACUACACAUACGGGUAAUUAUAAGUACACGUGUGACGUGUGCGGUAAAGGAUUCGGGAGAAGUUCAAGCUUGAUAGACCACAAAAACAGUCAUACCGGAGAGCGGCCAUACAAAUGCACGGUAUGCAAAAAAGAUUUUAAAACCAAACCGACUUUGGACAUACACAUGCUGAAUCACACAGGAGAUCGUCCACACAAAUGCACUGUAUGUGGUAAAAGUUUUGCCAAUAAACAUAGCCUGACUGCACACAAAUCCACACACACGGGUGAUUAUAAGUAUACGUGUGACGUGUGCGGCAAAGGAUUCGCGAACAGUUCACGCUUGCUAUACCACAAUUACAGCCAUACGGAAAACACGGGUGGUCGACAUACGGGUGGUCGACAUCAAUGUGAAGUGUGCGGCAAAGAAUACUCCAGGGAAUAUAACUUGAAAUUACAUAAACGCAUUCAUUCAUCUGAUCAGUCGAUUGAUCCGUUACCAAUCGAACCAACAGAUCACGAUAGCGACAUUCUAGUAAAACAGGAGAAUAUAACAAUUGAACCAACGAAACUCGAUGACAAUGGCAAUGACAACGUAAAUGAACAAGCUUGUACCAAUGGCUACUGCGACGCAAUUGAUUCACUACAAAACCCACACGAUCCUGUUAGCAGCACUGAAACUGAUCGAGAUGAAAAGGUAUCCAGCCAGCCACAGGAUGUCAUGUCAAAGAAGGAACAUAAGUGUCAGAUUUGUGGUGAAUACUUUACCGAGAAGAACGACCUCCGUGAGCAUGCCUCAGUUCAUGAAAGCGAGCGACCAUUUAGUUGUGAUAUUUGCGGGCAAAGUUAUCAGUUGAAGGAUCACCUAACCAAGCAUAUGACCGAGCAUAUUGAGUGCCCUAGGGAUUAUAAGCAUAAGCACAAAUGCACUGUAUGCGGAAAAUGCUUUGUUUACAACAGUAUCUUAAUCACACACAUGACUACACACACGGGCGAUUAUGAACAUGUGUGUGAUGUAUGUGGCAAAGGAUUUGUGCACAGAUCGCGUCUGGAUGACCACAAAUACAGUCAUACCGGAGAGCGGCCUUACAAGUGCACGGUAUGCAAAAAAGAUUUUAAAUCCAAACCGAAUUUCGACGUACAUAUGCUGAUUCACACAGGAGAUCGUCCGCACAAAUGCACUGUAUGUGGUAAAAGUUUUGCACUUAAAUAUCGUUUGACUGUACACAAAUCCACACAUACGGGUAACUAUAAGUAUACGUGUGACGUGUGCGGCAAAGGAUUCGUGAACAGUUCACGCUUGACAGAUCACAAGUUCAACCAUACGAAAGAGUGGCCAUAUCAAUGCACUAUAUGCGGGAAAGGUUUUAUCACUAGAAGUAACCUAACCGUACACAGGUCAUCUAUUCAUACGAGUAGUCGACAUAAAUGUGAAGUAUGUGGCAAAGAAUACUCUAGAAAAAAUUAUUUGAGAUUGCACAAACGCAUUCAUACAUCUGAUCAGUCAAUUGAUCCGUUACUAAUCAAACCAUUAGAUCACAAUCGCGUCAUACUAGCCAAACAGGUGAAUACAAAAAACGAAUCUACAAAACUCGAUGACAGUGACAAGAUCAACGAACAAAUAAGUACUAAUAGUAACAGCGACGUAUUUGAUUCACUACAAAACCCACACGAUCCUGUUAGCAGCACUGAAACUGAUCGAGAUGAAAAGGUAUCCAGCCAGCUACAGGAUGUUAUGUCAAAGAAGGAACACAAGUGUCAGAUUUGUGGUGAAUACUUUACCGAGAAGAACGACCUCCGUGAGCAUGCCUCAGUUCAUGAAAGCGAGCGACCAUUUAGUUGUGAUAUUUUCGGGCAAAGUUAUGAAUUGAAGGAUCACCUAACCAAGCAUAUGACCGAGCAUAUUGAGUGCCCUAGUGAUUAUAAGCAUAAGCACAAAUGCACUGUAUGCGAAAAAAUCUUUGUUACCAGCAGUACUCUAAGCGCACACAUGUCUACACAUACGGGUGAUUAUAAACAUGUGUGUGAUGUAUGUGGCAAAGGUUUUGCGCAGAGAACGCGUUUGGAUGAUCACAAAUACAGUCAUACCGGAGAGCGGCCUUACAAAUGCACGGUAUGCGAAAAAGGUUUUAAAACCAAACCGACUUUGGACAUACACAUGCUGAUUCACACAGGAGAUCGUCCGCACAAAUGCACUGUAUGUGGUAAAAGUUUUGCACUCAAACCUCGCCUGACUGCACACAAAUCCACACAUACGGGCGAUUAUAAGUAUACGUGUGACGUGUGCGGCAAAGGAUUCGUGAACAGUUCACGCUUGACAGAUCACAAGUUCAACCAUACGAAAGAGCGGCCAUAUCAAUGCACUAUAUGCGGGAAAGGUUUUAUCACUAGAACUAACCUAAUCGUACACACGGCAUCUAUUCAUACGAGUAGUCGACAUAAAUGUGAAGUAUGUGGCAAAGAAUAUGUUAGGAAACAUAACUUGAAAUUACAUAAACGCAUUCAUUCAUCUGAUCAGUCGAUUGAUCCGUUGCCAAUCGAACCAACAGAUCACGAUAGCGACAUUCUAUCCAACCAGAAGAAUAUCAAAACCGAAUCUACAAAAUUCGAUAACAUUGACAAAAUCGAUGAACAAACAAACACCAAUAGCAACAGCGACACAUUCGAUUUACAACCAAACCCACAGGAUCCUGUUAGCAGCAAUGAAAUUGAUCUAGAUGAAAAAGUAUCCUGCCAUCUUCAGGAUGUUAUGUCAGAUUUGUAAUACAUACUUUGCUAGCAAAGAUGAUCUCCAUGAGCAUGCCUCAGUUCAUGACAGCGUGGUAUUUGCGAGGAAAGUUAUGCAUUGAAGGAUCACCAAAUGAAUGGUUCACUGACAGUAUUGACAUGUGGUCUGCUGGCUUCCAUACGUGUCCAAUGAUCUACCAAAGAUGGAAUUUUUUUUCUGGAGUGAAAAUUUUGUCUUCCAGCUUGAAAGUUGUAGGUAAACGUAAGGGUUCUAGUCGUUUCAAAUCCUGUCAUUUUAAUAUGGUUGGCAUAUUUUCCAGUAUUUUUUAUGAGACAGUGUGUCUACUUCAGCUCGCAAACAAAAUGGCUGGAGAUAACUAAAUUAACUGUAUCCGGACCACCGAAUUGGAUAAAUUAUAUGAAUUGUAUAUGCUAUUCUAGUUUUAUUAAUUACUGAGCAGUAAGUAACUAAUCGUAAAUAAAUGAAUUUAUUAGA